CUCACCUGUGGCUGUGGGAGGACAUCACUUACCUGACCCAUCAGACUCACCUGCAGGACAGACAGAACCACGCCCCAGAGCAGAUACAACUCACCUGCAGGACAGACAGAACCACGCCCCAGAGCAGAUACAACUCACCUGGACAGACAGAACCACGCCCCAGAGCAGAUACAACUCACCUGCAGGACAGACAGAACCACGCCCCAGAGCAGACACAGCUCACCUGGACAGACAGAACCACGCCCCAGAGCAGACACAACUCACCUGCAGGACAGACAGAACCACGCCCCAGAGCAGAUACAACUCACCUGCAGGACAGACAGAACCACGCCCCAGAGCAGAUACAACUCACCUGGACAGACAGAACCACGCCCCAGAGCAGAUACAACUCACCUGCAGGACAGACAGAACCACGCCCCAGAGCAGACACAGCUCACCUGGACAGACAGAACCACGCCCCAGAGCAGACACAACUCACCUGGACAGACAGAACCACGCCCCAGAGCAGACACAACUCACCUGGACAGACAGAACCACGCCCCAGAGCAGACACAACUCACCUGGACAGAAGACCCAGCUCACCUGGACAGAAGACCCAGCUCACCUGGACAGAAGACCCAGCUCACCUGGACAGAAGACCCAACUCACCUGGACAGAAGACCCAACUCACCUGGACAGAAGACCCAGCCCACCUGCAGUCCUGAAGGUAUCCCAGAGUUCCACCAGACAGCUCCAUACUGUACAUAAUAGACUGUGGAGCACAUGGAGAGUAGGAGAGAGCUGACAGCAGCCUGGAGCGACGGAACCAGUGGGAGGAGAAUCGUGACAGCCGGUCUGCCGCAAGUAAUAUGGAGAGGGAGCUGGAGACGGAGAGAGACUGAAAUGAGAGAGGGAAGGAAGGAGACUGGAGGAGAGAGGGAUGAAGGAAGGAGACUGGAUGAGAG
Molecule: messenger RNA, 944 nt
Organism: Salmo salar (Atlantic salmon)
Lineage: Eukaryota; Metazoa; Chordata; Actinopteri; Salmoniformes; Salmonidae
Source: RefSeq, a predicted model, not a curated record